Polyodon spathula (Mississippi paddlefish) is the source of this 909-nucleotide messenger RNA. RefSeq names its product bolA family member 3 (gene bola3). Bases 103 to 420 code for a protein of 105 amino acids. The transcript is spliced from 4 exons. Lineage: Eukaryota; Metazoa; Chordata; Actinopteri; Acipenseriformes; Polyodontidae. The record is from RefSeq and is a predicted model, not a curated record.
AAAGAAAGUGACAUUGUGGGACAUGGUUGUUUUGAAAGUUCUUACUCUGUUUUAUCUAGCCAGUGCAGGUAGUAAAAUAUACAAUAUCACUGUAUUUUCACAAUGAAUUCAAUAAACAGGCUCAUUCGCAAGGCUAGAACCCUCUUAACUACAAGCCUGGUUCAAAAAUCGGUGACCUCGGGUACUGAUGGAGAAGUAAGAAUCUCUCAGCUAUUGAAAGAAAAGUUCCCCCAGGCUGCAUCUCUUAAAGUAGUAGAUAUUUCAGGGGGCUGUGGAUCCAUGUAUGAAAUCCAUGUAGAAUCUGAAGAAUUUAAGGGAAAAAAAACAGUACAGCAACACCAGCUGGUCAACCAGGCAUUGAAAGAGGAAAUUAAAGCAAUGCAUGGACUCAGAAUAUUUACUGCUGUUCCUAAACAAUAGGAUGAAAUAUGGACUUAUGAGACUGAGAAUGUCCUGGUUGGACAAUGGAUAUGCCAGAGGAGGUCGAAAGCAAUUGAAGACAGAAUAACAGUUGAAACAGAUGCCUCUUAAACCCACUCUCAUCCAGGGGGGACUGAGAAAGAAUGAAGCAUGACAAUGACAAAACAAUGUUAAAUACCAGAUCAGGAAUAUUCUAUUCACUUAGAUGGCAGUCUCAGUUAAUAGAUUUGUUUUUGGCAACCCCCCCCCAGCAGGAUAAUAUGUCAAUGAAAAUGGAUAUUAAAAUACAUAUUUUAUUAUACACAAUGCACUGCCUGUACAGUUACGUUAAUUGUGCACUCAAAUAUAAUCAAUUACUUUGUGCUGUGGAGCAUGUACUCUGUUACCAAACCUACAAUGAAAAUGUACUGUACUCAACAUUUGUAUAUUGGAAAAUAUAUCCAGUCUUUUUUUUAUACCAUACAAUUGUUGACUUUAUGUACACAUUCA